Molecule: messenger RNA, 954 nt
Organism: Daldinia childiae
Lineage: Eukaryota; Fungi; Ascomycota; Sordariomycetes; Xylariales; Hypoxylaceae
Product: putative alpha beta-hydrolase protein
Exons: 1
Coding region: 1-954 (317 amino acids)
Molecular function (GO): hydrolase activity
Source: RefSeq, a predicted model, not a curated record
AUGGACAAGUUGAGACCGCUAGGGCGUGGAAUCGAUGAUUUACUGCUACCUACUUUCGCGGCUUACGCGCCGCUCGUCCUCGCUAAGGAGACCGAAAUCAAGUCUACGCGACGCGAGACGUAUAAGUACGGGGCAACUUCACGACAGCAGCUAGACGUCUAUUAUCCGAACCAAGGUAAAGCGGCCCCACAGUUCCGCGCGAAGCCCGUGUUCAUCUUUCUAUACGGAGGCGGGUUCGUAGGCGGCAGUAAGAUAAACGAGGAGUAUGCCCAUGGCCUUGUAUUUAAGAAUGUUGGCCACUUCUUCGCUUCCCGCUAUGGCUUUACUGUUAUCGUCCCGGACUACCGCCUCAUUUCUCACGGCGCUAAGUAUCCCUCUGGUGGCGAGGAUGUUAAGCUUGUCAUCGACUGGAUCGCGAAGGAGUUGACGAAGCAGGAGGGAUAUGAGUCUACUGACUUGUUUCUACUGGGUAAUUCUGCUGGAGGUAUUCAUGUUACGACAUACCUCCUGGACCCUGAAUUCAAAGAGUCUAGGGAGUCGGUUGUAUCCGAGGAGCGAAAAGGCCCGGGUGUGCUACUCAGAGGCGUGAUACUGCUCGGCGUACCGUUCCACUGGGGCGGUGACGACAACGCAAUCCUACGAGCAUACUUAGGGGAGGGCAAAAUCCGGGAGAACUCGUCGCUUGGUAUUCUGGAGAAGGAGAAAAAGAAGGACGCCGAGCCGGUUUUACCCGGUGUCAAGAUCAGCAUCCUCGUUAGCGAACUGGACCCCGAGCUUAUGUAUGAAUCGGCACAGCAGUUCAAGAAGGAGUGGACGAAGGCCGAUAUCGACUACGAUAUCCUAGACGGGCACAAUCAUAUCAGCCCUCAACUAGGCCUGAGUACGGGCGUUGAGAAGGAGGAGGCUUGGGGCGUACAGGUUGCCGAGUUCUGUCAAUCGCGUGCUACUAAAUAA